UUCGAGUGCUGAUUACGGUAACAGUGCUGGUACGGUAGCUGUUAGUUUAAGUUGAAGGCUCCUAGUUUCACCAUGGAGAACGACACCCGAAGUAAAGAUUCUCAUAAUUCGCUAUGGAUCAUGCAAAAGGGUACAACGACGAUGUUCAUCGCCGAGAUUUUGGGUACAGGGAUACUUCUAUUUGUUGGAUGCAUGGGUUCCCUCGGAACGAUGGGGCCGAUAUUACCGCCGCCAUUACAGACAUCCAUGGCGUUCGGUAUGACUGUCAACCUUCUGAUCAUGAUGUUAGGGCACAUAAGUGGUGCACACAUGAACCCCGCUGUCACGAUAGGCGCAGUGAUAUUGGGAAUUAAAACUAUUCCAACGGGUAUAGUUUACACAAUAGGACAAUUCAUUGGUGCUACCGUCGGAUAUGGAUUAUUGAUGACUAUAACUCCGCCCGAGUUGUUCAACGAUGGAUCGAACUCGACGAUGGGACACUGUGUGACGGCAAUUCAUCCUGGAAUUAGCAUAACGCAAGCCAUUUUAAUCGAGGUUCUGUGCACAUCGUUCAUACUUUGCGCAGCAUGUGCGACUUGGGAUCCACGAUGCGCGCACACUACGGAUUCUACGGCAAUAAGAUUUGGUUUCUCCGUUGUUGGAAUUUCACUUGCCGCGAGUCCAUACACUGGAUGCAGCAUGAACCCUGCGCGUACCUUCGGCCCCGCAUUUUGGAACGGGAACUGGAAGGAUCAAUGGGUUUACUGGUUUGGACCGACUGUUGGUGCUUUCCUUGGAACGUACACUUACGUGUUCCUUUUCGCAGAGAAGAAAGAAGACAUGCAGAAUGAACGUAUCGAAUUACUAGAAAUGAAAUCGGUUAAAUCCUCGAGAUACGAAGAUGACGUGAAUUCGAUUAAAGGAAAAAAUAUCAAAGAGGAAAAUCUCGAAUUCAUACCUCACAAAGAAGAAAACAACGCUUAACAAUUUUUAAGGUACGACCAAUACGGUUAUCAUCUGUCAGUAAUCGUCUUCAGUGAUAUUCGAUGUAGUUGACGACGCCUUCACAGGUGUCGCUGCACGCUCCAAAAUGGCGCGGAUUUGACUUGCAUUUUUACGUCAUUCUAAUUCUUACGAUGCUUGUAUUAUUUCAAAGAACAAAUUAACGCUAUUUGUUCUCUUUAUUCAUUAGUUUAUCGUAUAAAUGUGACUUUUCUAAUUACUUUACGAUUAUGUAAUUUUAAGUUGUACGAAUAACAUGGUGAUUCCAUUAAUUUAAAUGCUUGAAUGACAGCUAAUAAUGACUGAAAUCGUGAUACUAGUGGGAGAAAAUGACAUUAGUUUAAAUAAUACAAGAAUUCGUAUCGCUAACUUAAAAGUUCGCACGUUUGUACAGGAAAAAUAUAUUUGAGUUGACUCAAACACUUGGUAAGACGUAAUUUCUCUUAAAUACGACAUUCAUAGCGAUAAGAUAUAAUUUUCCAAGUAUUUUUCACUCGAUUGCGGAUACACCAUGUACAUAUAAGCUUUCCAUUUAAAAUUAUUUUCUCAAUAAUCUCAACGUCCUUGACAAUUAAAUCAAUGUACUUAUUAUACACCAAGAAUAUAACGAUUUUAAGAAUAUAGUCGUGACACAACGUUUAUUCCUGACAUGAGAAUUUUGCGCAGCAGAUGAUAUUCCCCAAGUACGUCGUCACAAUGUGAAUCGAUAAUGGGGCGGUUCGUAGAUGCUUCUAGAAUUUUAAGCUCCAGUCACACCUGUAUCCUGCUUAUUGGGGUUGAAUUACUGAGAAACAUCUACGCACCGAUUGUACAAAUAUUGCUCUCGAUUCGCGAAUCUUGCGCAUUUUAGAAAAAUCCAAUUAUCGUAUUAGCGGUAUUUAUAUUCGUCGAAUAAUUCGUUUAGAUUAAGCUGUUAUUUUUACAGCGUGGCAAAGCCAACGUGUCUCUGCAAUUUUAUUACUUAUGUACAAAGAACGUCGCGCCGAUCCAGACAAAGCAGAGAUAGGGUGAGCAGUAUGAAACAAAAGUUUGUUUCUGCUGAGUUACGCUGUAUCGUGUAAUACGUAGACCGCGAGGAGAACCAAUGGUUUUAAACCUAUCAUUAGCUUUGUUCUACAACGGGUUGAUAUUUUUUUGCGAAGGAUAUUAUUAGGACGUGCAAUUGCUAUCAGUUCCAAACGUAUAAUUAAUUCGGGUAAAACGGGGAGCAACAUUAACGAACAAAUUAGACGUUUGUCAAAGAUUUAACUGUUCUCUCAUGGACUCGCUCUUUUAAAGCCCUCUAAUGAUACACCUUUUACAGUCCGUUUUCGUGUAUUUUCCUGCGCGAACGAUACCGGAAUUCUAACCGCAGCGUGUUGACAAAAGAAAAUGGAAUACAAAACGGGGAGACAGUUCUCAAGUUAUCUGAAACCGCAGAACAUUAAUCGCAUUCCGGCCUGGCUACGCGUAUCUGUAUAAAUUAUAAUUAACGGAGCUCUGCACGAUUAUUUGGACACGACAUUUCCAGUUUAUUUUAUGCUUUGUACGAUUCCAAACAUGUCAUCGGGACUUUACUUUCCCGAGGUCGUGGCUAAUUGCAUGUUUAAAUGCAACUUCAUCCGUUCAAAAGGAACGACGAAAGAGUACACGGUCAAAAGCAUGUCAGUGUAUAGAAACAAAAAGCACCGUUUUGUAUUUAGCGUAUAAAACGACUCUUUCUCUCUUUCUCUCUACGUGUAUAUACGUAUACAUAACACACAAGAGCGCGAGACAAGUACACAUACACGUGCGCGCACACUCGUAUACGUAUAUGUAUACACCAUGUAUAAAACUCGACCGCUGCAGCUAUUGAUUACCUACUGCAUCCGUCCGUGGAACGUUCUAGAGAGACCGAGAGACCGAAGCACUUGAAAUACGUUAUAUACGGUCUCUUUUAAAUUCAUUCUUUUCCACGUUCUCAACCAUAUUAUUUCACUCGGUAAAAAUAAAACUGGAUGCUUAUAUAUACGUAGUUUCGAUUAAAUCUUCUAGCAGAAACUUAUAGCAGAAUUCAGGCCUCGUUUUGAUACUCGCUCGAUAGGAAGAUGGCUGCUUCGUUGCGCGUAGCAACUGCCGAUAAAAGAUAAUUCAGGAACGUGAACGGCCACGACCCGCAAGGUGUACGAACGUUAUAAACGUCACAAUGCAUCGAGCUAUAUAAAGACGCGCAUCGCUAGCUACAUGCUAGCUUCUAAAUAUAUCCGACGACCUCACGGUUGCAUAAACGACACAACUAAAUUUACGGUAUUCAAUGCGGGACGAGCGCCGUCUGAGUAUAUCGAAUCGUUGUGUAGCCACGAAACCGUAUCGUUCCAGAAUGUUACGGGUCCGUGCACCUGAAGGAGCGCAUUGAAAACAUUAGGAGACACGCGGUCUGCAUCCGGCUGGAUGCGUCGACCGACAUAUUCCGGUUCCAUUCUUGCCUCUCCUGCUUGCGUGCGAAUCUAUCACGAACAUCUGCGCAUUAUUGUAUUCCCGUUUCUACGACCAGGCCGGCCGGCAGUUUCCUUCUUUAUCCUUGUCCCCACGAAGUUAAUCCCGUUUCGCUAUUCCGUCUAUUAUACGUUUGGAAAACGUACAAAAGACCCCAUGCCAAUGGGUAUACCGAGCGUCUUGGCCACGACCCUUAUUCCCAUGAAUAAACUCGUAUCAAUUACGCGUCUUUUAGCCAAGACACCGUGCACCUAGGCCAGAAGACGCGCUGGGAAAAUCGAUAGAGCUACAGCUGUCGCGCGAAGCCUGUAUUGCGCAAUAAUACGUGCCCUUUGCGUAAAGACGAAAUGCAUCGGGUUUGGAAGAUCGUCGCGUCGCGUAAUUAUGCGAACGCGAUAAAAUUAUCGCGUGAUUAGCGUGUCACGUUACUUUUCCGGCCGUGGUCAACCGCAAUAACCUCGGUAUGUUGACCCAUGUCGCGUUAUAUGUGGCUCACGUGUGUUUGCAAACACGAUGCCAUCUAUUGCGUCAUAUGCGCUGGUAUUACGGCCACGCCUUUGAAUUAUCUUAAGGUAACGAGCUUCCUUCUCUUCUUCUGCGUCACUUUUUAUCCUACCUUAUCGACCGAAUUCGUUUCCAGUAACAUAUGGUUGCGAAUAACUGCUCAGUUUUGCAGAUUUACGAAAAAUUAUGUAGCAAUUCGGUGAACAUUUGCUGAAUGAUUCCGACGAAAAGGAAUAUUGCAUCACCAUAGCGUCUAUAUGAACAAAGAUAUGCUGUCUCGCUUAUUCUUGCGGAACAAUAAACUGCAAUCUUAUCUCCGACUAUUAAAGCCAAUAGAAACGAGAGAAACGUUCAUUCGAAGCUUAGAUACUCGUAGAAUAUAAGCCGACGAUGUAGGAAACCAUGUUUCCUAAAAUUCCGUCUUUAUACCGCUAAGAUAAUUAACGAGAGGCGUGACUCAGCCUGGAACGUUCUAGAAACACGCGUAGAAACUUCGACCGUUAAGGGCGACCUCGGACUGUCCUUGAUUUCGGGAAUUACGUAUUUUCUUGGUAUAGCCCUUUCCCCUGACGUAACGACGAAAACAAACAGCCAAAUAACACGAGGUUAGUCGUUCCUUGUUUCCAUCACGCACGUAUUUCAACCGUUUUAACCGUACAAAACCGAGAAGGAAGAAGCGUUCGUUUGUGUGAGUUAGGUUAUGGUGGGGUUAGGUGGGAGAAUGUACCAGAAAUCUCGUCUCUCGCUUCCUCGAUCAAUACUCGGUUUUUCCUUAUUUUUUCCCCGAAAACACGGAAAAUCGGAAUGAUCUUAUAAUAAAACGAUAGCUCUCGACACGAGAAACACGGUGGUAUUAGUGGCUCCUGGAUAACCUAUGGAAAAUCGACGAAAUCGUACGUGAAAAGAAAAUGCGCAUUAGGUGCCGGUUGCCGGUGCAACUUCUCGAACGUUCAGCACUGCGACGCCGCACGCCUAUAUAAGAGGGCCGGCCGGCUUGACUCGGCGCAUUCGUAAACAAACUUUCGUUCAGUUCGGACGCAGAGAACACCCGAAGACCCACCAACCAGUGAACAUACCUCUACUUUCUUUUACGUGGUCCACGAGGCUGCUGACAACACGACGUGAAAAUGUAGACGAGACGGAUCGGUGCGGAGCGCGACAGUUUACCUGCACCCUACGGGGUCGGUGCUUGAACAAUCCGUACGCAACCAUAAUCUGGUCUGAUUAGAGUUCGAAAUUUCCUCACACAUUUUGAACAAUUUGAGAAGAGCACCUCGAGAUACAUGCUAUUAGUUUAGAGCAGACUCGUAGUUUGAGGUCGAGAAAAUAUCGUCGGCUCCAUCUUGUCUAAACGAAUACUACCACGAGGGCAAACGGAACGUUGGAAUUGAGAACAAAAAGUACACA
This is a messenger RNA of Eufriesea mexicana, 5346 nucleotides long. Its product is annotated as aquaporin AQPAe.a. Gene Ontology annotation, biological process: transmembrane transport. The transcript has 8 exons. Lineage: Eukaryota; Metazoa; Arthropoda; Insecta; Hymenoptera; Apidae. Gene Ontology annotation, cellular component: plasma membrane. Gene Ontology annotation, molecular function: channel activity. The coding region runs from base 73 to 963 and encodes 296 amino acids. The record is from RefSeq and is a predicted model, not a curated record.